This is a messenger RNA of Prunus armeniaca (apricot), 570 nucleotides long. NCBI's taxonomy places the organism in Eukaryota, Viridiplantae, Streptophyta, Magnoliopsida, Rosales, Rosaceae. The record is from the annotation of a GenBank genome assembly.
AUGGAUGAACAAGGAGGAGCACCACGAGAUUUACCUGGACAAGAAUCACCAUCAUAUUACAACAACCUUCAAUAUGAAGCUGCAGUCACUACAGCUAUUUACUAUGGUAGAAUGGUUGUUGGGGGUCAGGUAGCAGUCAAUGAUGAUAACGAAGUUGGCGAUCACGAUCACGGUCAGGGAGUAGCAGCCAAUGUUGGUGAGGAAGUUCAAUUUGAGCGAGUAGCAAGCAUGUGGACGGAGGAGAUAAUCGGGAACUGCUACAAAUUUGUUGUGGUACGUCAAGGGCAUAAAGACGAAGUUAUUGAAGUGAGCAAGUUUGGGAUUGUGGCCUCUAUAAAGGACAAGAUUGAAUGUUUACUUGGGAUAAGAGUAUCCCAGCAAGUCCUAUUCUUCAACGGAGAAUAUCUUCAUGAAGAUUGGCGUAUAAUUCAGAGCAUUGAAGGGAUUGCAUCCAACUCACGCAUCCAGCUCUUUGUGUUAGAACCAUCGGCCGUGAUCCCCACAUCAGCCCCUAUUGAAGGGUCAGCACCUCCAACUAGAUAUUCUCUACGACCGCGGCCUCGGCGCUAA